This is a messenger RNA of Blastomyces gilchristii SLH14081, 3708 nucleotides long. RefSeq names its product class I alpha-mannosidase. Lineage: Eukaryota; Fungi; Ascomycota; Eurotiomycetes; Onygenales; Ajellomycetaceae. The transcript has 3 exons. The record is from RefSeq and is a predicted model, not a curated record. Gene Ontology annotation, cellular component: Golgi membrane; endoplasmic reticulum. Gene Ontology annotation, biological process: N-glycan processing; carbohydrate metabolic process. Bases 495 to 3134 code for a protein of 879 amino acids. Gene Ontology annotation, molecular function: calcium ion binding; mannosyl-oligosaccharide 1,2-alpha-mannosidase activity.
GUCAAACUUUCUCAGGGUAAAGGGCCUGGACAGAAUUUAACACAGGGCUGAAAGACGUCCCGAGUUUCUUCAUCUGGUUUCCUCAUCUCGUCUCGUGAUCCUCAUGUAUCGCGCAUAUUUCAUGGAUAAUUUCCUGAUCGACAGCGCUAGUUAGUCAACCCAAUAUAUUGUUUGUUCUUGGCGGCUGAACAGGCUGAGCCGCAUCUCGGCGACAUGUGCUUGAAAUGAAACGGGAGGAGGAGCAACGAACAACAAGGGUCCAACGAUUUCUAUUUCUCGGCUUCACGUCAACUGCUAUAUUGAUGUGCAAUGGGCCGGCUAGCUGAUCUUGAAGAAUCUACCAGAGACAUAUCUUUCCUCUAGGUAAUUAAGAUAAUUGACCGCCAGGGGCUCCUUUUCAUCCUCUGGAUGCCCGAGUCGACGACAGAGGAGGAGGACGACCUUACAGGCUGCCUCAACUUAAUCAAUAACAUAAUCUGCCUCCUGCUUUCAUUAUGCUUCGUCUCCGUCGAUACAGAGUUUUUGUGGUCUUCGCCAUCAUCAGCGUUGUUGUCUUCGUUCAUUUCUUUCGAAUCCGUGAUUGGUCUGGCCCCCCCACGCUCUCUAACGAACCUGUAGAAAAACAGAAGCCCCUUCCACCUCCAACGGCACCCCCGUCUCCUAAUGGUUCGCCGGCCCUCCAGCAAACACCCGGCGUUGGGAAUUCAAACGACCAUGGCUUUGCACCGGAAUCCAAAACAGCAAUCCCUUCCUCUGACCCGCUACCCUCACCUUCUCCAGUAGCGAAGCCCCCUGCAGCUCAGCCGUCCGUUCCUAGCUCUCCACAGAAGGAAUCAACCAAACCACAUCCACUGACAAAGCCACAUUUUUCACCGUCGGAGGACGACGAGUUUGGAUCUCCUGGUAAAGGGAGGGUGGAAGCUAACAACCCUGACAGUAGCGAUGUCCGGUGGGAAAAACAACCCGAGCAUUUCCCGGUUGCACCGGAGGACCUUAUUAAACUUCCUCAGGGGAUGCUCGAGACGCUGCCCAAGAUCCAAUUCGAAUUUCCAGAAGAGUCCCCAGCAGAUAAAGCCGAUCGCGAGGCGAAACUGGCCGCGAUCAAGCAAUCGUUCAAUCAUUCGUGGACGAGCUAUAAAGCAGAAGCAUGGGGCCAUGACGAGCUGCGUCCAGUUCUUGGCGGAUACCGUAACCCAUUCUCGGGAUGGGGCGCCACGUUGGUCGAUGGCUUGGAUACGCUCUGGAUAAUGGGCAUGGUGGAUGAGUUUGAAGAGGCCGUAGAAGCGAUCAACAAGAUUGAUUUUGCUACUAGCCCAAGGAAAGAUAUACCCCUCUUUGAGACUGUGAUUCGCUACUUGGGCGGCCUUAUUGGAGCUUAUGACGUCUCGGGAGGUAAAUAUCAAUGUCUAAUCGAUAAGGCUGUCGAACUUGCAGAGAUAUUGAUUGGUGCAUUCGAUACUCCUAAUCGAAUGCCCGUUACGUACUACCAUUGGGCACCGGCAUAUGCGUCACAACCGCAGCGUGCUAGUUCUAGGACUGUAACCGCGGAAAUUGGAACCCUGUCGCUUGAAUUCACUCGAUUGACACAGAUUACAAAGGAAGAGAAAUACUACAAUGCUGUUGCAUGGAUCACCAAUGAGCUUGAAAAGUACCAGGAGAAGACGAAAUUGCCUGGGCUAUGGCCAACACAUAUAGAUGCUUCCGGUUGCAAAAAGAUUAUGCGACUCGUAAAGCAGCCUGCGGAAUUGCCUAUUGGUUUAACGCCCCCUACAGUCCCUGAAGUUAAAUUACCAGAGAGGCAUAUUCAGAAGCGGGAGGAAAUGGACCCCAUUCUGGUCGACGCAGAACCUGCAGAUUACAACCUGAAGCCUGGUUCGCAGCCUCUGCCAACCCUUCGGGCGGAGCCAAGCUCCGACGAUGACCAGUCUGCCAAAGGCAACCUCGAGUCUUCGAGUGAAUAUGAUUGCAAAGACCAAGAUCUUACAUCCCCACCUAAGUUUCAAACAGAUAGAUUUACCCUUGGCGGGCUUGUAGACUCCGCUUACGAGUACUUGCCCAAACAAUAUGCACUUUUGGGUGGCCUCAAUGAGCAGUACCGAACUAUGUAUGAGAAGUCCAUGAAUGCGGUCAGGAAAUAUCUUCUAUUCAGACCUAUGUUACCGGAUAAACGAGACAUUCUAUUCAUCGCAUCUGCUAUCGCGAGAGAGCCUGUGACUGAAAAGGACGAUCUAAUGCUCACAUAUGAAGGCUCUCACCUGGCUUGUUUUACAGGUGGCAUGUUUGCUCUUGGUGCAAAGCUCUUUGGGAUUGAAAGCGAUCUAGACAUUGCCGCUAAACUGACCGAAGGCUGUGUAUGGGCAUAUGAAUCUACCACGACAGGUAUUAUGCCGGAAAGUUUUGAAAUGCUGCCUUGUGGGUCUCUGGAACCCUGUGAAUGGAAUAAAACCAGAUACUAUGACGCUCUAGACCCGUACUUUGAAGAGCGAAAGUCGUAUCAUGACCAAAUAGUCGCGGACCAUGCUCAGCAGCUCGCAAAGUCCAUGCGCUCCAACGAACCGGCGACCAGCUUUAAGUCUGACCCGCCGAAGCGACAAUCCAUUCCAGGAGCCCCCGGUGAGAAGCCAGACGCUCAGGAACUCGUCAAACGCCAGGACCUUGGCCCACCAAAGACUGCAGAAACCGCUGCUAUCGCUACACCGGCAGUUAUCCCCCCCUUUUGGAAUGAGAUAGAUGUUCCCGCCUUUCUCUCCCAUGCGGAGUUUGCCGAAGCAACUAUUAAGGAAGAUCGUCUACCGCCCGGAGUUUCCACAAUCUCAGCGCGAAAAUACAUUCUUCGCCCUGAGGCGAUCGAGUCGGUUUUUAUCAUGUAUCGUAUCACAGGAGAUAACUCCUGGAGGCAGAAAGGAUGGAAUAUGUUCCAAGCCGUUGAAGCUGCGACGAGAACGGACCUUGGGAAUUCGGCUAUUAAGGAUGUCACGAGCAGGGUACCUAUGUUCUUGAAUGAGAUGGAGUCGUUCUGGCUUGCGGAAACGCUCAAGUAUUUCUAUUUGCUGUUUAGUGAUCCAGAGCUUGUUAGCUUGGAUGAAUAUGUCCUCAAUACCGAAGCACACCCGCAUAAACGCCCCUUGCCGUGACAGCUAUCAAAUCAUAGCCACGAUCCGAGAUAAUAAAUAAUACGACUGUCAACUCAUUUCAAAAUGUAUAUAUACCUGUGUCCCGGCCUUACUUUGGCAUAUCGUCGAGUACCAGUGGACAUUUGAAUACGCUUCUCGCAUUUUUGUGUUUUCAUCCUCUGUUAAUCUCUAUCUCCUACACUAUUGUCUUCGCUCGUUGCACCGCUUGUGUUAAAUACUUCAGCUUAUUUUUCCUGAUAUGUCGUAUUUUUAUCUAGGAUUUGUAUUUUUUAUUGUUUAAAUUGUUUUUAUAUAAUUUUUAAUUUUGUCUCAAUUGAUUUGCGUUCACAAAAAUUAUAUAAAGCUGAAUUUAGUUUGUGUUAUUAAUGUGAUAACUCAGGUAAUUUAGCUUUGAAAAUGUUGGCCGUUGCGGCCGUUGCGGCUAUUGCCUGUGGCGAUCUCCCUAGAUCACAUGACCGACCACUAUAUUAAGCUCUUUGUAGAUAGCUCUAUCAAUACAACCUUUAACUAUUCUACAGAUUAUAGACUGAAUAGCACAUUUUUCCUUUUUAAGAAACAUUGCAUCAAUAUUUUG